ACACCAGUCUUGAUGUUUACCAUGUUAUUUUAUAUGUAUGCUGAGCCCUGGCUGGGUCAAGGGCCUGUCUGGUAUUCCAUAACAAAUAAAAAAAUGUGUGAAGAUUACUGGUGGACUAAUAUUUUGUAUAUUAAUAAUUUUUAUCCAGUUAAUAACAUUCAAGGGUGUAUUCCAUGGGUAUGGUAUCUUGCUAAUGAUAUGCAGUUUCACUGGAUUAGUCCUCUCAUCAUCCUUCCAAUGUACAAAAAACCAUGGUUUGGUAUCGGCAUGUUGGCACAGUUUUUACUAGCUAGUGUAAUCGUUACUGGUGUUCUUAUUGGAUACUUCGACUUGAGUGGUGCUUUGUUCACUGGUGGUGCUGUCAAUCUAAUUCCAACUGAUCAACCAAACUUUUUUGACAUCGUUUACACCAAACCUUAUUGUCGAAUUGCGCCGUAUCUGACUGGUAUGGCAUUGGGAUUCUUCAUGCAGAGAAACAAAAAUAUCCAGAUCAGAAAUCGUAAUUUAAUUUCCAUCUUGGGUUGGGUAGCAGCAACUGCCAUAGCUGUGUCUGUUGUCUAUGGACUGUAUCGUACUUCUCAUGGAUAUGAAUUAUCCACAGCAGAGGAAAUCAUCUACGGAUCACUUAGCCGUUUUGCUUGGAGUAUUUCAGUAGCUUGGGUAGUGUUUGCUUGCCACUAUGGAAUGGCUGGUCUGGCUAAUACCAUUCUAUCAUGGCCUUUCUGGAUUCCUCUCAGUCGGCUUACAUAUUCUGCAUAUUUAUUCCAUCCUAUUGUACUGGAUGUUUUGGUAUUCAACUUUGCUGUACCGUUUCAUUACACCUUCAAUAUUAUUGUGUUUCUAUUUUUGGGAGUCACCUUGAUGUCCUAUGGUGUUGCAGCACUGGCUUUCUUGGCUGUGGAACUUCCAAUGGCAAACAUAGAAAAAGUUAUUGAAGAUAGAAUUAAUAAGAUUAAGAAAGAAAAAUAGUUUAGUUUUCACUAUUGUAGAUUGAGGGAAUAGGACCAAAAAUGUAUGUUGUUUUCGUCGUCGUCGUCGUCGUUGUUGUCAUCAUCAUUAUCAUCAUCAUCAUUAUUAUCGUCGUCAUCAUCAUUCAGUUGUUGUCGUAAACUAUUUUUCUUUUGUUGUAAUAUCUUUUUUUUUUAAUAUACAAUGAAAAUUUACUUGAAAAUACAUGACAACUAGAUGAAGGCCAAUUUCAACUACAGAGAAUACGGGUUUCACACCACAAUUAUAAUUUUUCUCAAUUUGUAUAAUCACCCAUGAAUAUAAACCUCUCUAUUUUAAAAACAACUUUUUUUGUGUGGGGAUGGCAUGUUUGUAUUUCAAACUAUUUUAUUAGUUCCCAUUCGGAUGCAAGCAAAAAACGGAGACUUGUGGGUUAGUAUCCGUCCAUGCAUUAAUCUCUGCUUGUAUCCAUGAGUCUCCCUCUAUAUCUUAGACAUGUCUGGACAAAUCAAAUUCAAACUUCACACAUACAUCAUUUAUCUUGUGAUAAAUAUGUAUGUUCAUUUUAUUCGUGAUUUGAUUCAAGAUGGCCUAAUGGUGGCCAUUUUUGAGCUGAAAAUUCUUGGUCCUGUCUAGAUGCUCGUCAUUUUGUUUUUGAACCCAAAUUCAAAAUAACUGGCUGGUGGACAUUUUGUUUGAAUGAAUGUUUUUCUAGAGUUGUACAUGUAUCUCUGACAUGCUCCAACCAUUUAUGUUCAAACUAUAUAUAUUUCUUAAAAUUUAUCACUCACAAACAAGAAUCAGAAAGCCAAGUAGUUUUUAAAUGUCAGUGUUUCCAUGAGUGCAGUUGAAAUUGCUUCAUUUUUGGAUCACUUCCAUCACUGAUGAUGCUGUUCAAUAUCUAAUUUUAAAAAAAUAUUUUUUUUUAGCAUUUUGGGGUCUAGAGUAUUUAUAUGUCAAAUUGUCCUGUUUUUUAAAGUUUUACAUAGGGGAAAUAAGGCCUAUAAUGCAGUAACAUGGUGUUUUACUUUGAAUGAAUGUAUAAUAUAAUUCAUAUUGGCCAGUAUUUGUGCUUUAUUUUUAUUUUGCCCUUAAGAAUAUAAGUUUUUUUAUAAAUAAUUACCGAUUUUCAGUCAUCUCAUCACCUGUACAGAUGUCAGACCAGGUCAAAUGAGGUCAUCUGUGCAGGGGUAGGACCAGGUCACAUGUGCAGGAGUUGGGCUAGGUAACCUGCACAAGGGUCGAACCAGGUCACUUGUGCAGUUUAACUGUUAAUAUCUGUAUAUCAUAACACACUUUUACGAAACAAAUUACCUACUGAAACUAAAUGAGAGCCCCAUACACAUCACAUUGCGAGUAAAGGUAUUUUACUCAUUCUGUAUCCUAAUUAUAUUGUCAAUCUUGCAUGAAUUGUCUCGAUACAGUGCUAUGGUGAUGGUCUGCUCACCAAGGAGUACAUUUUAAUAUUACAGUGCAACCUGUCAAAUCCAGACACCAAUGGGACUGUUUAAUCAGGUUUUACUGUAUACACAUGCAACUUAUAGUUGUAUAUUCAAAUUGUAUUUAAUUGUAACAAAACUGUGCAUAAUAUCAAAAAACAUUUGUAAACAUGUAAUAAAAAAAAAUAUAUAUAGGGAAGUUCACA
Messenger RNA from Saccoglossus kowalevskii, 2593 nucleotides. RefSeq names its product nose resistant to fluoxetine protein 6-like. Gene Ontology annotation, molecular function: acyltransferase activity, transferring groups other than amino-acyl groups. The record is from RefSeq and is a predicted model, not a curated record. Lineage: Eukaryota; Metazoa; Hemichordata; Enteropneusta; Harrimaniidae.